Humulus lupulus (European hop) is the source of this 1065-nucleotide messenger RNA. RefSeq lists its product as uncharacterized. Bases 488 to 895 code for a protein of 135 amino acids. The transcript has 3 exons. NCBI's taxonomy places the organism in Eukaryota, Viridiplantae, Streptophyta, Magnoliopsida, Rosales, Cannabaceae. The record is from RefSeq and is a predicted model, not a curated record. Gene Ontology annotation, biological process: negative regulation of double-strand break repair via homologous recombination; maintenance of rDNA; regulation of sister chromatid segregation. Gene Ontology annotation, cellular component: nuclear speck; cytosol.
AACUUUUUUCAAAAAGCGCGAAGCAAACUCUUUUUUUCUUCAAAAAAAGAAAAUACUACAAUUGUUAUUAAGGAAAUAUGAUUGCGUUUUUAUCUCGAUUUAUAGGGGUUCCUUCUUUGUAUAACGUUAUUUGCUUUGAUGGUUGAUGUUUUGUCUUUUGAUUGUAAAAGUGUUGUUGUCGUUAAUAAACUAGUGGUCGGAUCGUUCUUUACAAGUUCUAUUUGGAUCCUCAAAUUUGAAGGGGAAAAGUAUAAGAAAAUAGAGCGCAAAGCCAAAGUGAGUGAGUGAGUGAGUGAGUGAAUGAGUGUAAUGUGACAAGAUUUCCCACGACCACUGUCGUGUUGGGAGCUCGCCCACUGCCGGAACCACUUGUAUGUUGAGACCGCCGCCGUCUAGACCAUCUUCAUCGCCAUCUAUACCAUCUUCCUGGUGGUUUAAGCCUACAACACUAACUCUGAACUUUACAUUUGUGUUUUGAGAGAGAGAAAUGAAUUACGACUUAGCAGCACUAAAGGUGUUUUGUGAGCAACUGAAGAAGGCGCGUGAGAUGUCAUUGCAGAAAACCAUGAGUCUAGGUGGCAUUCUCUUCCAACGUGCCUGGUUACAGGGUGUUCUCGUCUCUGUCUCUAACAAUGGUGAUCACUUGCUCCUUGAUGAUGGAACCGGCCUUGUCCAACUCUCUCCCUCUGCAGACUCUCGUGUUCGACCUUGGAGAAUUGGAAUGUAUGUGAUGGUGGUUGGUGGCUACGUUGUAUGUCCGGAUGACCAUCCAAUGAUCAAGGUUCAUAAGAUGGUGGAUCUUUCAGCUUUUCCAGAUCGAGAGGCAAUGUGGUAUUUGGAAGUUAUUGAAGCAUACAAACUAUUCUAUGAGCCACUGAUAGAUGAUUUUGUAUAGUUGCAUUGAGUGACAGACAUAGCUCAGAUAAUUCAAAUUACUAAGGUUUUAUUUGGAAAUAUAUAUGUUAGAAAAUCUGAAACUUCGCAUGCAUGUUUCAAUUUCAUAAAGAUAUAAACAUUAUCUUUCAGUGCUAGUGAUAAUGCAUCAAAACAUAAACUUUUUUUUUA